GGCCGCAGCCCGCAUUACGCUUCCAGGGCCUGCGGCAGAGGUGGCGGGUGCGCCGUGGAGGGGAUGGGGCUCACUUCAGCCUCUGCGUUUCUUCUCGCUGCCCCGGCGUCUCCUCCCCUCCCCCGGCCGCGGCCCCCGUUAGGCCGCGCAGGGUGAGCGAGGGCGCCGACCGGCGACACCUCGCGGGGGACUGGAGCGGAGGGAGCGGCAGGGGGGUCCUGAGGCGAGCGGCGCUCGUCCCCAGAGCGCACCAGCCCCCGCCGCCGCGGGACUGCAGCUGGGACUGAGCUCCCCGAGCCCCCCGGGACCGGCAGCGGCCGCUCGGCCCCACAGCCCCGCGUGCCCGGGUAUCCUCGGAGCCCAUGGAGGGCAGCGACGUGGACAGCGAGGGGCCGGCAAGGAGGGGCAGCGAGGCUCGGCGUCCAGGGCACCCCGGCGGGCAGGGAGGUGAGACGGCCGCCCGCUGCCCCGAGCCGCUGUCCAUUGCUGAAGCGCCGGGCGAGGGCACCACGCUGCCCGCCUGGAUGCGCCUGUACUUCUACGGGAUGCACGGGAUCACCCUGGACGUGCUGGUGUCCUCAGCGCAGCGCUUCGCUCGCAGCCCGGACCCGCGGAUGCUGGGCUUCUCCUCGCCCUACCGCUGCCUCUUGCACUCGCUUACUCACUUCGCCCUGGAGAAGCUCUACCUGCAGCAGCCCCGCUGCCCCAGCGCCUUCGUCUUCAAUUUCCUCCUGUACCCCUCGGCCCAGGUGGGGCUGCAGACCCUGGCGGGUCAGGCGCUGCUGCUCAGCUUGGGGGGCGGGCCGGGGGGCGCGGUGGCGCUGGGGGCGCUGGAGCUGGAGCUGGCGCUGCAGUACGUGCUGGCGCUCUACCAUGGCCAAGUGUUCCUGAAGCGCUUCCUGCGCUUGCGGUACCACAGGCAGCGGCGGCUGCAGCAGCAGUGCAGGGGCACGGGGCCUGCCCCUCCUCCUGGAGCCCGGGUUCCCGCAGCAGCCGGAGGCCGGAGGCGACGACCCCGUGGCCCCAAGGGCGCCAGAGGAGCCUCUAGCCAGGGACUGCCCGACCUGCUCCGCUUUCUUUUCUUCGGAAUGCACGGCUUUCUGGAUGAGAUCUUCUUUACCUUCUUCUUUAAUGUGCUGGGACAGGGGGACGGGACGAGCAGCGGCCACACGUCGCUUUGGUCCUUCUUAAUGUAUGGCAGCUGCAGUUUUGUGGUGGAAAAGCUCUACUUCCACCUCCACCGCAGCCGCGGCUGGGGCACCUGGAAGCGGGUGCCAGUGUACGUGAUCUUCAUCUACGCCUGGGAGUUGUCCUGGGGUCUGGGACUUCGCACAUGCGGGGCUUGUUCCUGGGAUUAUUCUCAUUAUCCGCUCAAUUUCAUGGGCCUCAUCACCCUGUUGUAUUUACCUGGUUGGAUAUUUCUUAGUGUAUACCAGGACCUACUUUCCAACGUGUUGUGGCGGGUGCAGUAUGUACCAGCUAACUGAGACCAGAUAAAAAGAAAAGAAAAAAAAGUCAUUGGAAUCCCACAAAUGAAUGCAAUUUAUUUUUACACAUUUUAGUCUUAAUUUUUAUACAUUUUACUAAACUCUUCCAACCUGUUUUCUUUGAUACUUUAGUUUUUCUGAGCACUUGGAACAUAUGUACAAUACUUUGAAAUACUGUACUACUCGAAAAUCAUUGAAAGUACUUACUAAUAUUAAUAUUUUAAAACCUUUACAAGCCUAGACAGCAAAACCAUUAUACCUUAAUAUCAGAACGCUGUAGUAUGCACUUGUCUGGAUGCAGAUGGGUGAUAGCUAUUAAUUUUUCUUUUUUAAUAUAGAAGUUCUUCAAAUCAGAGACCAGUAAUUUUUAUAAGAUUUAGAGCAGUUUUAUUUUCUUUUUAAUCCGAUUUUAUGUUAAUUUCUUGUUAUAUUUACCAAUGACAGCUGAAACUCAUGUCUUGUACUUCUGAAACUGCAGUUUAUAGCUCUUAAAGUGCCUCUGUCUAGCAUACAAGUGAAAAGGAGCUGACAAAUGUGAAAAAAAAGUCCUAUGAACAGAUUUUGAAAUGAGAAAUCUUUUCUAACUACUCAAACAGGUGACACUGUGUGUAGAUAUUUGAUCACUGUCCUGGCAAUGAUUGCUCUCCAAUCCUUCGUUUAGCCUUAAACACCAAGUGUGUGCAUCAGAUCCUGUGUUAUCUACAGCUGUAAACUUUUGUUACUGUGCAAUAAUGUAAAAAUUUACGCUACAUGCCCCAGGGCCAAGUGAAAUUAUACCAUCUUCAAUAGUGUUUUAAUGCUAAGGUACAUUUUCUACAUGGAGAUUCAAGCACAGAAACAGUACCUUGGAAUAAAAUGAACCUGAAUGGUAACACUAAUUACCUUAGGCCUAAUUGUUUUCUAUGAUUACAGAUAUGUGUUUUCAGCAUAUUUCUGCCAUGAUUCAUUUUUAUACAUUUUUUUCUUUCUGGGCUCAGAGUUCUUGGGCCAGGCCUGAUGUGGUCAUUUGCUUUGUAAAUCAAUAUCUUUUUGGUGGCUUCUUAAUAUCUGGAAGCCCCAAAGUUAAAUGAGAUGAUGGAAACCAUUUUUAAAAAUCAUGUCUAAUUAAUUAAUGAGGUACUAUGAGAUUGUUUGCUGUUUCACUAUAUUUGGAAAAGACAAAUAGAUUGAGCGUGGUUGAGUCAAGGAUGACGAAUACCUUCUCAGCUUUCCAUACAAAGAUAAUUAGGAAAACUGCAGAGUGUAUUAAUGAGUAGGUCCCUGUUCAAAUCAUCCAUCCACUUGCUUACGCUGUGAAAGGGACAUUUUCCUGUUUCCAAACAAUAUUUGCUAUGAGAAUAGAAAAGAUCAUGUAGAUUUAAGUCAGGCAUAGUUCUAAAAGUAUUGUGUUAUUUUAACUCUCUCUCUCUCUCUCUCUCUGAGGCUGUGAGCUAAAUUAUAAAUAAUGCUGCACACUGAACCCCACCCGUGAAAUGGUUCAUGCCAAGCUGAUUAGUCAGUUAAAGCUCAGUGGAAAUUUAAAAGUAACGUGGCUGAGAAUUUCACUGAAGUUCUUAAUGACACUUAGUCACAGGCCAAAGAUUUCCGAAAAUGCUGGGGAGAAAAUUGUCUAAGCAUAGACACUAAGUUAGGCAGAUGCUGAGCAAGAUCAAAUGUGUAACUGAAAUAUGACACAUGCACAUGAACCUAAUUGUUAUGUGGCACCACUUCACACAACAUGGUUCCAUGAAUAUUUUACUAAAUCCAUGGCUUCUAGAAAUAUUUGCACUAUACCUUUCACAUGCUGCUCCUCCAUUCUGCCUACCUGCCUGCCAGCAUUCUCAGGAUCAAAACUCCAUCAAGUAAGAGAAUAUGUCAUUGUAUCUUGCUUUUAAUAAUAAUCCUGUUAAAAGGAAGGUCAUAUUUUUCAUUCAUUCAGUUCAUUUGAGAAAUAAUUUUUGACCCUCCAUCAUUUGCUAGGCCCUUCUCUAGAAUCUGGGAUACUGCAGUGAGCCAACAUAGACAAAAUCUCUCUCUUUGCAAAGCCUACAUUCUAGUGUUUUGAUUUAUGUGAGAUUAUACCUACUGGAAAGGCUGCUGUUUUCACAAUACGCUAUGAGACGCUGUGGUUAUGAAGACUGUCAUCAGUACUGUCCCUGGAAUAUCAAUCCAUCAUCCCUAACAAAAGUCCAUUAACAGUCCCUCUACAACUUCUACAAAGAGCCAGUUAUGUAUCCAGGAAGCCAUUAGCCUAUUAAACCAACUUGCUUUAGGGCAGGUCUUCUGUGUUUACACAACUUAACAGAGACAUUUUGCUGCAACCUUUGAACUUUUAAGGGAAAAACAGAAAACAAGGAACUAUCAGAUAAUUUAAUUUUGUUACUCAUUAGUAGUUAAGAUACAGAUCUGAUAAGGCAAUGUAAUGAUAGUUAAUAUUUACAUAGCAUUUACCACCUGCCAAGAACUGCUCUAAGCUGUUUAUGUAUAUGUAUUUUGAUAUAUAUAUAUCAAAAAUUAAGUGGUUAUAUACAGAUAUACCUUGAGUGAAUAUAAAUCUUAUAUAUCAUAUUUUUAAAAUAAAUUAGUAUAUGUGUAUUGUAUUCACUUAAACUUCUAACAGCUCUCAUUUUAUUGAAGACAAGAAAAUUGAAACCCAAAUAGAUCAGGUAACUUUCUAAGUCAUAUAGCUAUGAAGCAUUUAGAUUUGAGUCCAGGUAUGUGGGAUUCCAGGGUCAGUUCUUAGAAGCAAUGUGGUUAUGUGCGAGGAGGCUACUGGGCAUAGUAAUUUUGGAUCGCUUAUGGAUUCCACUUCACAGUCUGUAUUCAGCUCUGCCAGUAUUACAGAUGCAAGGGUAGCUGUAUAAAAAGCUACACACUGUUACACAAAGAUGCUUUCAUGUUGCCCUGUUUAUUUUAUGGUAAGUAGGAAGGGAGCUAAUAGCGGAAUACAUUGCUGACAAUCAGCUUAAUUCUGCUCCUCAGAUGAUGCAUCAUUACAUCCAGGCGGUGCUCAGAAAUAGAGUUCCAUGUUUAAAAUUGAUAAUUUUGAGUAUAAAAAUAUAAGAAUAAUAAGCUAAGAUGUAAGAUACCUCAUAUCAUAAGCUACUAAAAACCUAUAAUUAUUGCUAUACAUAAAAUACAGUGUUCAGAACAACUAUCAUUAUAAGACCUAAGCUACCAAAAAUUAAAUAUUUUACACAGAUAUUUAUCCUGCAUUUUAUUAAAUACCUGAGUCUAAAAAAAGUUC
Heterocephalus glaber (naked mole-rat) is the source of this 4713-nucleotide messenger RNA. The record is from RefSeq and is a predicted model, not a curated record. Lineage: Eukaryota; Metazoa; Chordata; Mammalia; Rodentia; Bathyergidae.